Carassius auratus (goldfish) is the source of this 1485-nucleotide messenger RNA. Its product is annotated as CD209 antigen-like protein C. Bases 308 to 1054 code for a protein of 248 amino acids. The transcript is spliced from 5 exons. Lineage: Eukaryota; Metazoa; Chordata; Actinopteri; Cypriniformes; Cyprinidae. The record is from RefSeq and is a predicted model, not a curated record.
CCUUUCUGCAUAAAUACUGGUCACACAAACAGAUGAGGGACACAACACAGUCCUCUACAGAGAGAGAAACUAGUGUUAGUUUACUGAAUGUGGAAAUGAAAAUAUAGAAAAGGGUAAAACUCAGAGAAGAAGAUAGUUGAUGUCUAAAAAUAUGUGAACGUCGUACGAGGUAAAGUCAGAACAGAUAUCAAAGAUUCAACGUCACGAGAAUACAAUCAUAUAGCCGGAUAAAGAUUCAAUAAGAGACUCAGAAGACCGAACAGAAAGGAUUGUUGAUAUCUACGUCAGUGCAGAGGCUGUAAGAGACAUGAAACAUAAGAAAGAGACAGAAGACUUCAACACAGAAGAACCCCGAACACCUCGACGCACAGGAAGUGAUGGUGUGACGAUCUCCAGAGCAGCUGCAGUAGUGUUUGUGCUGCUGUGUGUUCUUCUGCUGACUGCACGCAUUAUACUGUGUGCCACCUUCACUCAAGAGAGACAACAGCUGCAAGCUAAGAUCAUCAACCUCACUCAAGAGAGAGACCAGCUGCUAACCAACAAUAUGAACCUCACUCAAGAGAGACAACAGCUGCUGACUAAGAUCACCAACCUCACAGAAGAGAGAGAACAGCUGAAGAUCAUCAACCUCACAGAAGAGAGAGACCAGCUGAAAUCAGAAAUAAAUGAUCUUCAGAAGUUUGUGGAUGGACUGAAGUGUCAUCAAUCAACUCUUUACUUCUUUUCCUCUGAGAAGAAGAACUGGAAUGAGAGCAGAAGAUACUGUAGAGAGAGAGGAACAGAUCUGAUCAUCAUCAAAAACAAAGAGGAACAAGAUUUUGUGAAGAAUAUUUGUGGUUCUGAUCAUUUCUGGAUUGGUUUGACUGAUAUUGAAGAGGAGGGCAGAUGGAAAUGGGUUGAUGGCAGCACACUGACCUCUGAGUUCUGGAAGUCUGGAGAACCAAACGACUAUCAGGGAAACGAAGACUGUGCUAACACUCGUUCAUUAGGAUGGUUUGAUACUAAAUGUGAUAGUAGUGUUAAAUGGAUCUGUGAGAAGAGUAUCCUUAAAUGAUACAUUAUAAUAAAAAUUUACAUAUAUGCAUUAUGAACAAAUAAAUAUGUCGGUAAUUUUACUUUUUUUUUAAUGGCACAUUAAUUAGGUUAUUCUGUAAAAACAAAUAAAAAAUAAAUAGAAAAAAAACAUUGUAAUAUUAAACUUUUCAUAUAAAACUUUUUAAAAUCAUUUUGUUUUGAAUUUUUAGAUCUGAACUAAAAUCUGAAUGUGAAAAACAACAGCGAUGUUUCUACAGACUGAAAUAAAAUCAGAAAUACACUGAUAUAAUAGAAAUAUUCAUAAAAACAGCAUUGAUCCAAUAUUGUUAACCAAAAUGAUCAUGAUUUUAGGAGUAUUACUCAGUACAUCAGUAAAGUUUGAUUUGAAAUGUGACUCUUGCAGUUUUUUUGUAAUUACAGUAUGACAAUAAACAUGAUUUACUUGUUUUC